Molecule: messenger RNA, 762 nt
Organism: Diutina rugosa
Lineage: Eukaryota; Fungi; Ascomycota; Pichiomycetes; Serinales; Debaryomycetaceae
Exons: 1
Coding region: 1-762 (253 amino acids)
Source: RefSeq, a predicted model, not a curated record
AUGAAGUUCUCCGUUGCCGUGGCUAUCGCCUCUACUCUCGCCUUCGCUAACGCCGCCGCCGUUAGAACCGUCACCCAGAUCCACUGGGUCACCCAAGGGGCCCAACAACCCCAGCAGACCGACGGUGCCAGAGUCACCGUCACCGUCUACGCUAACGGUAACGCGGCCACCACGCAACAACCCGAACAACAAGACAACAACAACGCGGCCACCACUUUGGUUACUAAGCAAGCCGACCAGGAAGCGCAACCCACCGAGGGCGUGCAAAAGCAAGCCGCCCCGCAGACCACCACCUCGUCGUCGUCUGCCGCCCCUCAACCUUCGUCGACUGGCUCCUCGGACUCGAAGGGCCCCAACGACUUUGCCCAAUCGAUGUUGGACAUCCACAACUCGCUCAGAUCGAAGCACUCGGCCCCGGCUUUGCAAUGGGACGACACCAUCGCCCAGUACGCGCAAAACUACGCCAACGGCUACGACUGCUCGAUGAACUUGAAGCACUCCGGCGGCAAGUACGGUGAAAACCUCGCUGUCGGCUACAAGUCGGGCCCCGACGCCGUGCAAGCCUGGUACGACGAAGUCAAGGACUACACCUACGGUUCCAACACCUUUGACCACUUCACCCAAGUGGUGUGGAAGGGGGCCUCGAAGCUUGGCUGUGCCGUCAAGAACUGCCAAGGCCAAGGCAACAGCUACUACGUGAUCUGCAACUACGACACUGGUAACGUCGUCGGCCAGCAGCUCGCCAACGUUCUCCCCAACUAA